AUGGAUUACGCCCUAGAAUUAAUUUUCAUUCUGAAGGCAUUGCGUGUGGUUGUUUUGGUGAUUGGUAUUCUUGGCAAUUGGAAACUAGCUGAAGGAGACAAUGAGCAUGCUAGAAGAAAACUUGUUGAUUAUGUUCCAGGAUUCAUAAGCAUCGAUUGUGGGGCUACCGAAGAUUACUUGGAUGAUGUCUCUGGUAUUUUCUACAAGUCAGAUACAGGUUUUAUAGAUACUGGGACAAAUUCCAACAUAUCCCCCGAGAACUACUAUCCAUAUCCGGAUGAUUCCAAAGUUCGACGUGUGUUCACAUUGGAUCUCGAUCAGCAUGAGGUAUAUACUCUGAGGCUUUUCGAUGCGAUUCAUGUUCCCACGUCAGACAUCAUAUACGUAUGUUUCAUAAACACUGGGUCUGGAAUACCUUUUAUUUCUGCCUUGGAGCUGCGUCCUCUGGACAAGUCCCUUUAUCCGUUUGACUUUGGAGCGUUAAAAUUCGGCUGGCGAUUCGACCUUGGAACCACCACAGGUCAACAACUGCCCAUUAGGUCCUAUCUAUGGUACAAGAGGUACAAGGACGAUGUUUAUGAUCGCUUGUGGUAUACUUAUAGUGAGUUGCCAAACUCAGUUCCAAUCAAUACCUCCUCAGUUAUUGACAUACAAAACAACAAUGAUAGUUAUCAAAUACCAUCAGAAGUAUUGAGAACUGCUGUCCAACCAUCUAGUGCUUACCAUUCCUUAAGUUAUUCUAACAUGAAUCUCACUGCAAAAAUUUAUGUUUGCUUUCACUUUGCUGAAAUUGAAAAACUUACUCAAAGAAAGAAAAGAGAAUUCAUUAUUAAUGUGAAUGGAGGAAGCUAUAUCUCAGAACCUAUAACUCUUGACUAUUUAAAGCCACUGUCCAUAUGUCUCAAUCAAAUAUUCGAACCGCAAUUUAGUUUUGUUAUUAAUGCAACAACGGGGUCUGACCUUCCUCCCAUCCUCAACGCGUUUGAGCUUUACACCGUAAUUCCUCAGUUUGAUCUACACAAGCCAACCAACACAAGAGAUGUCGCUGCUAUCAUGGACAUCAAACAAACAUCAAGGAUCUCUAGAGAAGACUGGCAAGCUGACCCAUGUGUCCCAGUUGAACAAACAUGGAGUGGUUUGAGUUGCAAUUCAUCGGAUGAUACUCCAAUGAUAAUUUCACUGAACUUAAGCUCAAGCCAAUUAACAGGGGAGAUACCGAUUUCACUCUCCAACCUCACAGCACUACUUUACUUGGAUCUAUCAUACAAUAAUUUGACUGGGAACAUACCACAAUUUUUAGCACAAUUGCCAAAUUUGAAGACUCUUAAUUUAAGUGGAAAUAAGCUUGAUGAUUCAGUUCCAGAGGCUCUUAUACAAAAGACUAGGGAUGGAUCAAUGAUCUUGAGUCUUGAGAAAAUGUCGGAUCUUUGUCUCUCGGGUCCAUGUACGAAAAAGGAGAAGAAACAGAAAAAGGAGCUUUUUGUUGUGACAAUUGUUGCAACAUCCGCAGUAGUUUUGGUUCUCCUGUUCUUUUUUUGUGCCCGGACUAUCUAUAAAAGGAAAAGACAAGAUAUGACUACAAAAUCCAACUUCAAAUUGAAGAGUCCGCAAUAUAACUACUCUGAGGUUGUGAGAAUAACUAAUCACUUUAAGACCAUUAUUGGAGAAGGAGGUUUUGGAAAAGUAUAUCUAGGCAUCUUGAAUGAUGAAACUCAAGUUGCUGUUAAGUUGCUUUCUCCAUCAUCAAAGCAAGGUUAUAAGGAAUUUCGAGCAGAGGCACAACUUUUAAUGAUAGUUCAUCAUAGAAACUUAGUCUCUCUUGUUGGGUAUUGUGAUGAGGGUGAAAACAAAGUGCUCAUUUAUGAGUACAUGGCUAAUGGCAACCUACAACAACAUUUAUCAGUGACCAAUAUAAAUGUCUUGAAUUGGAAUCAGAGACUUCAAAUUGCAGUGGAUGUAGCACACGGGUUGGAGUAUCUACAUAAUGGUUGCAAGCCACCUAUAAUCCAUAGAGAUUUGAAGACCUCCAACAUCUUAUUAAAUGAAAACAUGCAAGCAAAGAUAGCUGAUUUUGGGUUGUCUAGGGCUUUUGCAACUGAGAAUGACUCUCAUGUGUCCACUGGUCUAGCUGGUACACUAGGGUAUCUCGAUCCUGAGUAAGUGUGAUGACUUUAUGCAUUUUAUAUACUUUUUAGCCAUAGUUAGAAUAUAUUUAGGCAAGACCCAUUAGUAUUCCGGUGGUCUUACACCAUAAUGCAAUGUGGGGGUUUUAGUGGCACAGGAGCAAAGACCACACCUAUAAGCCCCUUUUUUAUGCAUUAAAAAAAUUAAAAUAUAUUUAGCUUCAGGUGAUGUGUAUGUAAUUUCUAAUAGAUUUAGCAACACAAUAAACCUUAUUAUGUUGAAAUGUUCCACUACUUAUAUCUUUUAUCCUUGAUGCACAAAUUGGCAAAAAAAAUAGGGUUAACUAUACUUUCCCCACUUAAUUAUGAUGCAUUUGUAAUCUCUCCUUAAACUUCAAAAUUGAGUAAUGCCAGUCUUUAUUUUUGGGCGAAAAGUACUUUCCCUCCUUUUU
Messenger RNA from Quercus lobata, 2575 nucleotides. RefSeq names its product senescence-induced receptor-like serine/threonine-protein kinase. The coding region runs from base 1 to 2160 and encodes 719 amino acids. Gene Ontology annotation, biological process: protein phosphorylation. The record is from RefSeq and is a predicted model, not a curated record. The transcript is spliced from 13 exons. Gene Ontology annotation, molecular function: protein kinase activity; ATP binding; protein binding. Lineage: Eukaryota; Viridiplantae; Streptophyta; Magnoliopsida; Fagales; Fagaceae.